Pteropus alecto (black flying fox) is the source of this 936-nucleotide messenger RNA. Its product is annotated as T-cell receptor beta-2 chain C region. The coding region runs from base 1 to 936 and encodes 311 amino acids. Lineage: Eukaryota; Metazoa; Chordata; Mammalia; Chiroptera; Pteropodidae. The transcript is spliced from 8 exons. The record is from RefSeq and is a predicted model, not a curated record.
AUGCCCGCUGCCAGGGGGUUAAGACUUGCCCUCUGGCGGGAGGCCCCCCGGGCGGGCGGGUUUUGCCACAGCCGUCUGCAGCUGUGUUCCUAUAAUUCUCCCCUCAACUUUGGGGCCGGCACCAGGCUCACCGUGACAGAUUGUGGCUUCACCGCGAAGUCCUACCAGCAAGGGCUCCUGUCUGCCACCAUCCUGUAUGAGAUCCUGCUGGGGAAGGCCACGCUGUACGCGGUGCUGGUCAGCGCCCUGGUGCUGAUGGCCAUGGCCAAGCUGAUCUCCACUGCGAAUGGGGGAGAUGACUUCACGCCGAGUCCACAUUACCAUGUACAGCUAGUUUUGGAGGUGACAAGAGGAACCCUGGUCUUCGGGGAGUGGGCGCUGGACCCCCGGGCCCAUUUUCGGGGAAGACGGGGUUUGCGCCUGGGCCCCCAGAGCUGUGUGAACACCGGACAGCUGCACUUUGGGGCGGGUUCCAAGCUGACCGUGCUGGAUGACCUGAGCAAAGUGAACCCGCCCAAGGUCACCGUGUUUGAACCAUCCAAAGCAGAGAUCGCCAGGACACAGAAGGCCACUCUCGUGUGCCUGGCCACAGGCUUCUACCCCGACCACGUGGAGCUGAGCUGGUGGGUGAACGGCAAGAAGGUCCAGAGCGGGGUCAGCACGGACCCUCAGGCCUACAAGGAGCAGCCCAGCCAGAGCGACUCCAGAUACCGUCUGAGCAGCCGGCUCAGGGUCUCCGCCACCUUCUGGCACAACCCCCGCAACCGCUUCCGCUGCCAAGUCGAGUUCCACGGGAUCAGUGACGAGGACGCCCGGAGUCCGGGAGACUCCGAACGCGUCACCCAGAACGUCAGUGCAGAAACCCGGGGCAAAGCAGAUUGUGGCUUCAUCUCAUCCGUGUCACAAACACACAAAGCUGCUACACAGCAUCAAUAA